Molecule: messenger RNA, 543 nt
Organism: Protopolystoma xenopodis
Lineage: Eukaryota; Metazoa; Platyhelminthes; Monogenea; Polystomatidea; Polystomatidae
Source: the annotation of a GenBank genome assembly
AUGACAAACAGAAACAUUCGCCUGGUUGAGCUGGCACUUCAAUUCAACUGGAAAGUACUGCCCGCCUAUGCCAUGACCUGGUCACGGCUUGAUAGCUUUCUACCAAGCGCCCAAUGCUCUUGUCACUUCCACCAGCCGCUGGUAAAGUUGAAGAGACCGACUUUUGGUACAAGCAAUAGGAGAGAAAGGUGUGAAGAAUCCUUAGAGCUUGUAGCAAUCAGGGCCGACAAAAAGUUGCUCUUACCAAAAUUGCUUGAAGCCAAGGGGCUAUAUCAUCUAUCCGCUCGAAAAAUGACGGCUGACCAGCUAUUGAAAAAUGAUCAAUUAUCUGGGAUCAGAAGCUUUGGAGUUACGGAGGAAGGACUGGUAGACCGAGUUCAUCCUGGCUCCAAGAUGCCAGUGGCAUCUCGCAAUAAGCUUGCAGGAAGAAAUAUUUUGGAUGCAGAUAUAUGUACAAGGUAUUCUCGACCUCACUACCACAUAGCGGGCCAUGUGCACGACCAAUUAUUUGGCAUGCUUCUGAAUCUUUUGAACAAAAUAUAG